Messenger RNA from Colletotrichum karsti, 678 nucleotides. RefSeq names its product nad-dependent epimerase dehydratase. The record is from RefSeq and is a predicted model, not a curated record. The transcript has a single exon. NCBI's taxonomy places the organism in Eukaryota, Fungi, Ascomycota, Sordariomycetes, Glomerellales, Glomerellaceae. Bases 1 to 678 code for a protein of 225 amino acids.
AUGCACAUCCUCAUCAUCGGCGCAACGGGCCGCAACGGCGCCCUCGUCCAGGCCGAAGCCCUCUCCCGCGGCCACACCGUGACAACCCUAGUCCGCGACCCGUCUUCCCUCACAUCUCACCCCGACGUAACUCUCGUCCGCGGAACGCCGCUAUCCCUCCCCGACAUCCGGGCCGCCUUCCGAACCCCCCGCGCCCCGGACGCCGUCGUCGUGGCCCUCAACCCGCGCCGGCUGUCCGACUCGCCCUUCGCGGCGCCGCACCCCGAGACGCCCCCGGCACUGAUCCACGACUCGGUCCGUAACGCACUGGAGGCCAUGAGAGAGAACGGCGUGCGCAAGAUCGUCAUCAACAGCAUGCAGGGCAUCGGCGCCAGCAGCGGGAGCAUGCUCAUGCCGUUGCGCGUGUUGUUCGAGCACACCAACAUGAAGUACACCGUCGACGAGCACCGAGCCGUCGACGAGUUAAUGAAUGGGAAGGAAGGGGAGGACAUCGACUGGAUCAUGGUUCGACCGCCUAUGCUUACCGAGGGAGAGGCGUUGCCGAUCAAGAAUCUCGGUGACGAUGGCAAGGGGAUAUCCUGGCUGCCGAAAAUCACCAGGAAGAGUGUCGCGGCCUUCAUCGUUGAUGUCGCUGAGAACCCGGAAUGGAAGCGCAGGGCCCCGGUCAUCACGAACUAG